UUUACUUCUGACGAUUGCCAAAUCUUCUAAUUUAUCAUAGGAAACCAAGUGCCGCUUUCGAUAGUCCUCCCUCGGUUUCACGGCGAAGUAGACCGCCGAGAGCUGAUCGGCGGACUUGCCCAGAGGGCGGUGGCCAUGGCGAAGGGCGCGCGCCACCCCCGGAGACCUCCGACGCUGAUCCUGGUGGCCCUCCUCACCAUCUCCGUCGUCCUGCUGGUGCUCCUCGCGCUCGGCGCCUUCUCCCUCCCCGCGGUUUCCGAGGACGGCCGGGUGGCCGAAGUACACCGCUCCGUCCGCGAGGCGAGAGAUGAACUCCAGGAGACAGGGGAGCAAUGGACGGAAGUACUCUCUUGGGAACCGAGGGCCUUCCUCUUUCACAACUUCCUGUCCAAGGAAGAGUGCGAGUACCUAAUUGAACUGGCAAAGCCUUAUAUGAAGAAGUCAACAGUUGUAGAUAGCACUACUGGGCGGAGUACAGAUAGCAGGGUUCGGACAAGCUCAGGGAUGUUUCUUAGAAGAGGACAAGAUCAAAUCAUUCAAGCUAUUGAGAAGAGAAUAGCAGAUUUCACCUUCAUACCUGUAGAGCAUGGUGAAGGUCUUCAAGUUCUCCAUUAUGAAGUUGGACAGAAAUAUGAACCUCACUAUGAUUACUUUGUUGAUGAAUUUAACACUAGGAAUGGGGGUCAGCGAUUAGCAACACUUCUCAUGUACCUUUCUGAUGUCGAAGAAGGUGGUGAGACUGUGUUCCCUUCUGCCAAGGUAUUCAGCAGUUCUUUACCUUGGUAUACUGAGCUAUCAGAGUGCGGGAAGAAGGGUCUUUCUAUAAAACCCAAGAUGGGAGAUGCACUACUCUUUUGGAGCAUGAGACCUGAUGCCACUUUAGAUCCAUCAAGUUUACAUGGCGGAUGUCCUGUCAUAAGAGGAAAUAAGUGGUCAUCGACAAAAUGGAUGCAUAUCCGGGAAUUUAGAGCUUAAUGUACCGAGAAAGGAGAUAUCGAUGUACAUCACAGUGUCAACGUCUUUUGGAGAUGGAUUACCACUGAGGAGAAAACGUGCGAUGGAGAAUUGUGAGGAUGUCGUGGACGGGCUGCUAAUCUACUCAUAGAAACUUCUUUUGUUAAUGUAGGACCAACAACUUUAUAUACAGUCCUUUGAGUUUUGCUUGUAUACUGUUCUUCUCUUAGUUAUCUAAAUGACAAGUUGACCUACAACAAAAUUGUAAGUGGAGUCGGUCACAUGGAUCUGAAUCUUUUACCAUUAUUAAGAUUAAAAAGUUAUAUGUUUAAUUAA
Messenger RNA from Musa acuminata AAA Group (dessert banana), 1290 nucleotides. RefSeq names its product probable prolyl 4-hydroxylase 3. NCBI's taxonomy places the organism in Eukaryota, Viridiplantae, Streptophyta, Magnoliopsida, Zingiberales, Musaceae. Gene Ontology annotation, biological process: peptidyl-proline hydroxylation to 4-hydroxy-L-proline. Gene Ontology annotation, cellular component: endoplasmic reticulum. The transcript is spliced from 8 exons. Gene Ontology annotation, molecular function: procollagen-proline 4-dioxygenase activity; L-ascorbic acid binding; iron ion binding. The coding region runs from base 136 to 975 and encodes 279 amino acids. The record is from RefSeq and is a predicted model, not a curated record.